Solea solea (common sole) is the source of this 4333-nucleotide messenger RNA. It is a transcript of the gene trib2, whose product is annotated as tribbles pseudokinase 2. The transcript has 3 exons. Gene Ontology annotation, cellular component: nucleus. Gene Ontology annotation, biological process: regulation of MAP kinase activity; protein phosphorylation; positive regulation of proteasomal ubiquitin-dependent protein catabolic process. Bases 1450 to 2487 code for a protein of 345 amino acids. The record is from RefSeq and is a predicted model, not a curated record. Gene Ontology annotation, molecular function: mitogen-activated protein kinase kinase binding; protein kinase activity; ATP binding. NCBI's taxonomy places the organism in Eukaryota, Metazoa, Chordata, Actinopteri, Pleuronectiformes, Soleidae.
UCAUGUUCUCACUCCCACCUCUCCCCACAGCAACCACCCUCCUCUCCGGCAUCCAAUUUACCAGCAUGCGAUGCAUUUAGAUUACUGGGGGUGUCGCCUCACUACAUGCUUCUCACAUGACUGCGCUGCAUAUUAGAACUCAGGUCGGAAGCCAAUGGGGUUUCGGUGUGAAGGUGACGUCAGGGGGCGGAUCGGUAUGCUCGUGUAUGUAUGUGUGUGUGUGUGUGUCUGUGUUGCUCGCGUGCAUGUGCAAGAAGCUUAGACAGCUCUGUACUCCUGUACAGGCGUACUCUGUGUGUAUGUGUGUGAGUGAGUGAGCAGUCAGUCAGUGUGUGCAGCUCGGCCGGCCUCCCUCCCUCCCCCCGCACUCAGUGGACUAGAUUCCCAGCCACGUAAGAAGCACAGCGGCACCACGGGAGAGAGGAUGUCCUGCUGAAUCCAGGGAUUGGCCUGGGAAAGUCGGCCGGCCGUCCCUUCCUUUUCCUUCCUUCCAGCACCUUACAGCAGCAGACAUAAUCCACAGAUACGACACUUUUUUCUUCUUCUUCCACGCACCGGACCAGAGAAAGACCGUGGACGUCGACUCCCGCACACAAAGAGCUGCAGCAGUUUUUAUUUCAUUCUUAUUCUUAUUCUUCUUCUUCUUCCGGAGGGGCUUUUCUCCCCUCAUGUAUUAGAUGACAAUCACCGUGCACGGAUAAUAUGAUCCCGGGGAACAAGGCCGUGCACUGACCUGAUACUACUUAGCCAAGGAAGCUAACUAGUUAGCUCUGCACCUGCUAGCCAUCAUUUAUUUGACAGUCAAAUUUCGGCUUUAAAUCCAGUUGUGUUUAAUUAGAAUGCAACACUUGCUGUGAACGUUUUUUUUUUUGCCUGUAUUUACUUUUAGUUCAUUUCUUCCCGUGCCUGUAAGAUAUUUUCCUUUCGUAUGAAGCCUUCAAUGCCAUUAACCGGCGGCGAGAUAAGCUAACAAACAAGCUGCGGGUUAACUUGUGUCUCCUCAUUCAUUGUAUUCGCUGACUUUCGUUGCCUUUGUUGCACUUUUGUUCUCGCUAACGUUGAUGAGAUUUACAGCAGGUCUGUACAGAGGGGUUUUCGGAUAAGUGGGGGCAGGAAUUCUGUUAAUUUACUUUUUUUUUUCUUGCAUGGAAAUCUAAGUGAGGUAAAUUAACGAUUGAACUGUUAAUAAUAAUUUAAAAAAAGAGCCAUUUUGUUGUAUGCAAACCAACGAGGCAGCUCUGCCCGGUGAUAACCCGCAGUUUCCAGCAGCCGGCUGCAUUUAAACCAAUUUAUUUGUUUGGUCCUUUUGUUCAAGACUCACUGAGGUGCUGGACGAUUUGUGAUAUUGCACUUUAAAUCAAAGUGGUGCCUGCAUUAAGGAGCAGAGGAGCGAGGAGGAGGAGGAGGAAGGUCCCCACUGAUACUGUGGAGUUAUCACACUUAUUCCUCAUGAACAUACAAAGAUCAAAUCCAAUUAACAUUUCACGUCAUGGGAGAUCGCGACAUAAAUCGCACGAUUUCGAAGACUUGUCUUGUUUAAGGACUACAGAAUCGCACCAGAGCUUCAGUCCCAACCUCGGGUCCCCCAGCCCGCCGGAGACCCCGGACUCCUCGCACUGUAUCUCCCGCAUCGGGGACUACCUUCUGCUGGAGCCGCUGGAGGGAGACCACGUAUUCAGAGCCGCCCACCUCCACAGCGGAGAAGAGCUCGUGUGUAAGGUUUUUGACAUUGGCCAAUACCAGGAGUCACUGGCAGCCUACUUUGCCCUGGGCCAGCACCAGCAUAUUAACCAAAUCCUGGAGAUCUUGCUUGGGGAGACAAGGGCCUACGUAUUUUUCGAGAGAAGCUAUGGCGACAUGCACUCUUUUGUCCGCACCUGCAAGAAGUUGCCAGAGGAUGAAGCUGCCAGACUUUUCUAUCAGAUAGCCUCGGCUGUGGCACAUUGCCACGACAACGGACUGGUUCUACGUGACCUCAAACUGAGGAAGUUUGUCUUCAAGAAUGAGGACAGAAGCCUCGUGAAGCUGGAGAGCCUUGAGGACUCGUAUGUCCUGGACGGUCAUGAUGACUCUCUGUCAGACAAGCAUGGCUGCCCGGCCUAUGUAAGUCCUGAGAUCCUCAAUGCCAAUGGCAGCUAUUCCGGUAAAGCAGCUGAUGUCUGGAGUCUGGGCGUCAUGCUUUAUACCAUCCUCGUUGGGCGCUACCCGUUUCACGACGUCGAGCCUGGCUCUCUGUUCAGCAAAAUCCGCAGGGGUCACUUCAACAUCCCUGAAACGCUCACACCCAAGGCCAAGUGCCUGAUCCGCUCCAUCCUGCGCCGGGAACCCGCCGAGCGCCUCACCUCUCGGGAGAUACUGGAUCACCCCUGGUUUGCCUCCUCUGGGGCACUGGGGGUCACUCCAGUGCACGGCAGAGGAGAAAGGGAUCAGGAGCAGAUGGUGCCUGAGGUGAACAUGGAAGAGGAGCUGGAGCAGUUCUUUAGCUGAGCAAACACCAAGCACAAACGGAUGACUCUGCCACGGUCCACUCGCCACGCUCACAGCAGAGCCAAAAACAGUAGUUUAGAGAUUGUAUGGUGAACAUUUGUCACUCAUAAUAAAGGUGUUUCCAUCCUGUUUCCUUUUCCACCAUUUCAUGGAAAACCUUGAGCCUGGCAUGACAAAUGGCAUCUAUACAUCACCUGGCAAUGCACCCUCUCGAACAAGGAUGCUGCCGCCCGACAUGCAAGUUGCAAAUAAUGUAGCAAAUGUUCAUUUUGGAUCUGUUUUGUUUAAUGUGGUGCUCAUAAAGUAGACACUUUCACCAUUGUUUGACACUACGGAAAGCAUGAAGGGACAUAGAACACAAGAAACCAAGGAGAGCAAUUCUGAAUGAACUGAAACAACCUUUCUUAGUUUGUUUUGUUCGUCGUCAUAGCUCGAGGUGAAACCAGUUUUAACCACAGACCCAGCGUCAACAGUCACAAUCCCGGGUUCUGUCGGUAACCUAAAGUAAGGUCGUCAUAGCUGACCUGGGAUCACUGGUUUAAAAGUGGAGCACCUUUGGGCUUUUUCUUGUCAUCAUGUUUGACCUUGAUUUUUGCAUCGUUACACUUUUUUUUUUCUUUUUUUUUUUUGUUUCCAAAUUACAGAAAAUUCCGACAGUCACCAAACUGCUUGACCGCCUUGUUUUCUGUAAUUAGUUUCUCUGCCUCCUCGUACUCGGAAGCCUUUACCACACCAUCCAUCCCCACAUUUCCCCCCCCCACCACAUUAUCCUUUCUUUUUGUCUUUGUGUUCGUAAGCUAUUCCAGUCUCUUGUUACUGCUGCUUUAAUGUCACUCCCUUCACCUCAAUCUUAAAACCGUAUUCUUGGUAAGCCUCCAAACAUGGCGUCAUGCACUUGGUGUCUGAGGUGAACGGACAAAUCCACCUCUUUAAAAAAAAAAAAAAAAAUAAAUAAAAAAUUAGCUUCCUCUUAUUUAAAUUCAUUCUUCAGUUGUAGAAAUGAGGAUGUAACAUUUAUUUAAAUUGUAACAGUUAUAUAUAAAUAGAAAAAAAAAUAUAUAUAUAAAUAGAAAUAUAUAUAUUUAAAACUACAUUGCAGGGUUUUUUCUUUAUUCAGAGAUUCCUUUUUCAUGUAUGAUGUAGGCAAUAUCUUGACACAGGACAGGCACAAAGAGGAGAUGUCUGUCUGAAGUUUUAGAGUACAUAAUGUCUUCUGUGCCAGUAUUCCUGUGGCCCGACAGCCCAUGCCACCGGAUCUCCCCCUUUUUCUUUUUUCUUUUUAAAGACUUGAUACAAGCUUUUCAGUGAUAGUAUUGCUAUGACGUGCUCACUCCAGGACCUCAUGUUAGUUUUGUGCUGCCUGCGUAGGUUCUGUGAAAAGGUCAUGCUCGGAAUGGGUACCAGUGGACAUGUUAUGUCGUAUCUCAAUGUUACUUGAAUUUGUGUUUUUAUCUAGUCAUCGGCAUGUGCCCCGAGAAUGCUAUAGCCUGCCAGGGGGAGAAGGGGGAGGGUGGGGGUGCUUGUUUUUUUUUUUUUUUUUUUUUUUUUUUUUUAAGAAAAGUAAAACAAAAUAUAAAAAAAUCUAAAUUUGCUACUUAUCUCUGUUUCUUUUCAAGAAUAAUAAUAAUAAUGAUAAUAAAAAAAACAACCAUUGCUUUUAUUGUUUUGUAGACUGAGCUGCCUUUUUAUUUAAGUUGUUUCUGAUUUGGUGCUAAUGUUUAGUCCUUUUUGUUUCAUGGAGGGGCGUGGUGCAUGGUGGGAUAUCUGCCUCAGAUGUUCUGAUUGUAUUGUAACAGAUUCUGGUGUUUUGUCCAAAUUUCUUCAGUAAAUAAAUUGUGAACUGCUA